AUGGCUGGUUCUUCAAAUACUAAAGACAAAACGUCCCAUACGUAUGAGCAACAACAGUCUGACAAAAAUGAUUCCACUUUAGUAGAUAUCUUAACUGCAUUAAAUAAAAUAACAAAAUCAAUAGAAAGUGUUAAACUUAGAUUGGAUAGGUUAGAAAGUAGUCAACCCAAGACUAAUAACAAAAUUUAG
Cinara cedri is the source of this 189-nucleotide messenger RNA. The record is from the annotation of a GenBank genome assembly. NCBI's taxonomy places the organism in Eukaryota, Metazoa, Arthropoda, Insecta, Hemiptera, Aphididae.